Messenger RNA from Striga asiatica, 2183 nucleotides. NCBI's taxonomy places the organism in Eukaryota, Viridiplantae, Streptophyta, Magnoliopsida, Lamiales, Orobanchaceae. The record is from the annotation of a GenBank genome assembly.
UACAUGCAAUAAUCCCAGAUGAAUGAUAAUUGUAAAUUACGAAAAAUAAUAGUGAUGGUCAGAUCUGAAAUCAUUUCCCGUAGAUCUCAGCCGUUAGAUGCCCAGAAAAGAGCACAAAAUAAAGAAUAGUGAAGAAAACACAUCAGCAUAUCAGAGAUACCCCUACGCUGCCGCUGAGUGCUGACUGCUUUCUGCACAUUUGGGUUUUCAUUUUUCCCGACUCUCUUUUCGAUCCAGCUGCGUAUAUUCAGGAGUCAACAAUACUCAGUUAGAUGGAAAGUACUGGUGGUGCGCGCCUAAAUAUCUCAGGAAAUGACGCAGCUGAAUGUUCUGAAACCACUGUUGAGAUCAAGAUCAAGACGCUAGAUUCUCAAACUUUCACACUGCGAGUGGAUAAAUGCGUGCCUGUUCCUGAGCUAAAGCAACAGAUUGCUUCUCUAACUGGUGUCCUGUCCGAGCAACAACGCCUUAUAUGCCGUGGCAAAGUUUUGAAGGAUGACCAGCUCCUCUCAGCUUAUCAUGUGGAAGAUGGUCACACCCUGCACCUGGUCGUGAGACAACCAAUUGAUUCAUCUCCAGGCAGCUCUGAUCAUCCAGCACCUGAUCCAACGUCAAGCAAUGGACACAUUCCAGGCAAUCGAGUAGGUCCAAGUGUGAUGGUUGGAUCCUUCAAUAUAUCAGAACAGGGAGAUGGAUCUUUUCCUGAUCUAAAUCGGAUUGUGUCUGCUGUGCUUAAUUCUUUUGGAGUCUCAAGAUCUGGAAGUGGUGGUGAGGGGAUUGAUCUUAAUCAACCUCCUUUGGAACAGCUCUCAUCUGCAUCUGGACUCAUUGGUACGAGAAAUUAUAGCAGACUACAUUCUGAUCAAGACCAAGCAGCUUCUGUAGCCAUUCCUGUUGCAUCUCUGCAGCCACCGAUUAUACCCGAUUCCUUGACUACUUUGUUGCAGUACUUGACCCAUUUGAGGCAGGAAUUUCUUUUCAAUGCUGAAGGGCUAAGUGGAAAUGCUCAAAAUACUGGUUUUCCUCGGAGUGAUGCACCAGAGUUGGAAGGUGCCGUGCGUUCUAGUGGGGGCAGAGGGCCUCCCAGUCCUGAGUCCUUGGCGGAGGUGAUUUCUUCUGCGAGAAGACUUCUUGUUGAACAAGCUGCUGUGUGCUUAUCGCAACUUGCAGGACAACUGGAGUCUGAAUCAAGUGUGACGGAUCCACUGGAGCGCACUAGAAUUCAAUCAAAUGCUAUGAGGUCUGGAGCUCUUUUUCAAAAUUUUGGGGCUUUGUUUCUUGAGCUUGGUCGGGCAAUAAUGACUCUGAGAAUGGGCCCAGCACCAGGUGAUGCGUUUGUGAAUGCUGGACCCUCUAUCUUUGUCUCCUCUGCAGGACCCAACCCUAUAAUGGUUCAGGGGCCACUGCAUUUCCAACCAGGAGCACUUGGUUCAAUUCCCGUUGGAAAUUUUCAACAUGGCUUGGCUGUAGCUGGGGAUUCUUCUGGUACUGGCUUUGUCCCUAGAAAUAUUGACAUCAGAAUACGUGCAGGAUCCGUACUUACUCGAAGGGAGCCUAGUAGCUCACAGUCUGUUGGUCAAGGCUCUGCAGUAUCUCCCGGUAGUGGAAACUCUGGUCCACGUACUUCUGCUGAUCCAAAUUUACGCAGGGACCCGCAAGUGAGAGCGGUUCCUCUUAGAACAGUAGUUGCUGCAGUUCCGUCAUCUGUUUCACAUUCAGAUUCUUCUCGUGGCCCAAUAGGGAUCUUAUAUCCUGUUUUGGCAAGAGUUCAAAAUGUAUCUUCUGGAAAUUCUAACGGAACAGGAGCUUCUCAAGUCCCAGGUCAGCAUCAAGAAUCAAACGAUAUUACUGAACAACCUGGCGCAACACAACAACAAAACUUUACAAUCACCGGAAGAGGAGAGCACGUUUUCAGUAAUUCCGCUGUUCCAGGUUCAAGCUCAGGUUCCAUUCCAAGUCAGCCCCCUGCUCAGGAAUCAGCACCAGCUGCAAGUGAUGAAGGGGUUGUUUUGUCUAAUAUCCUACGUCAGAUAAUGCCUAUAGUCUCUCAGUACAACGCUGGAGCUGAUGUCAACCAGGCGGAUGAUAACCAAGGUGAUGGUGGUUCGUCCCAGGGUGAUGAGGCAGAACCAAGUUCAAAACGUCAAAGGCUGCCAAUUGUGGAUAAUAAGACAAUUUCUUGA